Messenger RNA from Canis lupus familiaris (dog), 9471 nucleotides. RefSeq names its product SEC14 and spectrin domain containing 1 (gene SESTD1). The record is from RefSeq and is a predicted model, not a curated record. The transcript is spliced from 18 exons. The coding region runs from base 139 to 2229 and encodes 696 amino acids. NCBI's taxonomy places the organism in Eukaryota, Metazoa, Chordata, Mammalia, Carnivora, Canidae.
GCCCCCGGCCCGCCUUCCUCCCGCCUCGCCGUCCGCCUCGGUCGGCGCCUCGCUCGCGUCCCCGCGUCCUCCCCGCCGCGCCCGGAGGCGGCGGCCGUCCGCAGCGCCAGCCGGAGUGAGGAAGUUUACUGGAGUAAAAUGGAGGCUUCAGUAAUACUACCCAUUCUGAAGAAAAAACUUGCGUUCCUUUCAGGAGGAAAGGACAGACGAAGUGGCCUCAUUCUGACAAUUCCAUUAUGCCUGGAACAGACAAAUAUGGAUGAGCUCAGUGUCACCUUAGACUACCUACUCAGCAUUCCAAGUGAAAAGUGUAAGGCUAGAGGAUUUACCGUGAUUGUGGAUGGCAGAAAAUCACAGUGGAAUGUGGUGAAAACAGUAGUCUUAAUGCUACAGAAUGUUGUUCCAGCUGAGGUGUCCCUUGUCUGUGUAGUGAAGCCUGAUGAAUUCUGGGAUAAGAAAGUAACACAUUUUUGUUUUUGGAAAGAAAAGGAUAGACUUGGCUUUGAGGUUAUUUUAGUGUCUGCCAAUAAAUUGACUCGUUAUAUAGAACCAUGCCAGUUGACAGAAGAUUUUGGUGGGAGUCUGACCUAUGAUCACAUGGACUGGUUAAAUAAGAGACUGGUUUUUGAGAAGUUUACAAAGGAAUCUACAUCAUUAUUAGAUGAACUUGCUUUGAUUAACAAUGGAAGUGAUAAAGGAAAUCAGCAAGAGAAAGAAAGAUCUGUGGAUUUAAACUUUCUUCCAUCAGUUGAUCCUGAAACAGUUCUUCAGACAGGGCAUGAAUUGUUGUCCGAAUUACAGCAGCGUCGAUUUAAUGGCUCAGAUGGAGGGGUCUCAUGGUCUCCUAUGGAUGAUGAACUGCUGGCCCAGCCCCAGGUUAUGAAAUUAUUAGAUUCACUGAGAGAACAGUAUACUCGCUACCAGGAAGUUUGUAGGCAACGUAGCAAGCGUACACAGUUAGAGGAGAUUCAGCAGAAGGUGAUGCAGGUUGUGAACUGGCUUGAGGGGCCUGGAUCAGAACAACUUCGAGCCCAGUGGGGGAUUGGAGACUCCAUCCGGGCCUCCCAGGCCCUACAGCAGAAACACGAAGAAAUUGAGAGCCAGCACAGUGAAUGGUUUGCAGUAUAUGUGGAACUUAAUCAGCAAAUUGCAGCACUCCUAAAUGCUGGGGAUGAGGAAGACCUUGUGGAACUGAAGUCAUUGCAGCAACAACUUAGUGAUGUUUGCUAUCGACAGGCCAGUCAGCUGGAAUUUAGACAAAAUCUCUUGCAAGCUGCUCUUGAAUUUCACGGUGUUGCCCAAGAUUUGUCUCAGCAGUUGGAUGGCUUAUUAGGGAUGUUGUGCGUAGAUGUAGCACCAGCUGAUGGAGCAUCGAUUCAGCAGACUUUAAAACUGCUUGAAGAGAAGCUGAAAAGUGUUGAUGUAGGAUUACAAGGUUUACGUGAAAAAGGUCAAGGACUUCUGGAUCAGAUCUCCAAUCAGGCAUCCUGGGCCUACGGAAAGGAUGUAACCAUUGAAAAUAAAGAAAAUGUGGACCACAUACAAGGAGUGAUGGAAGAUAUGCAGCUUAGGAAACAAAGAUGUGAAGACAUGGUAGAUGUGCGAAGGUUAAAGAUGCUUCAGAUGGUGCAGUUGUUUAAAUGUGAAGAAGAUGCUGCCCAGGCAGUAGAAUGGCUAAGUGAACUUCUGGAUGCCCUGCUUAAGACCCACAUCAGAUUGGGUGAUGAUGCUCAGGAAACGAAAGUUUUACUGGAAAAGCAUAGAAAAUUUGUUGAUGUUGCACAGAGCACUUACGACUAUGGAAGACAGUUGCUACAGGCCACAGUUGUGUUGUGUCAGUCUCUGCGCUGCACAUCUCGAUCAUCUGGAGACACACUUCCUCGACUGAACAGAGUAUGGAAACAAUUUACAAUAGCAUCUGAAGAGAGAGUGCAUAGGCUGGAAAUGGCUAUUGCAUUUCACUCAAAUGCCGAAAAGAUUUUGCAAGACUGUCCAGAAGAGCCUGAAGCUAUUAACGAUGAGGAGCAAUUUGAUGAAAUUGAAGCAGUUGGGAAAUCACUUUUGGAUAGAUUAACUGUUCCUGUAGUUUAUCCUGAUGGAACUGAGCAGUAUUUUGGGAGUCCAAGUGACAUGGCUUCCACUGCAGAACACAUCAGAGACAGGAUGAAACUGGUUAGUCUCAAAAGACAGCAGCUGAGACAUCCUGAAAUGAUGACCACAGAGAGCUAAUAGCUACCAGCUUCCCACAAAUCUGCAGUUCAUAAUCCCGCAUGUUGUUGGCAUACUACAGCAUUAGCCGCAAUACAUUGAUACAUUUCACAGCCAGGAUAAGCCUCAUUUUUUUCCAUUUUACAUUUCUCUCUACAUGUUAACACCUUACAACUACCAAGGCAUCAUUAUUUUACUUGCUUUGAGACCAUAGACUCCAAGUAUCUUAAAAGAAAGAACUGUAAACAUUGCACUGAAAACUUGCUUUAAAGCUUUACCUGACCUGUCAAUUUGUAGAUGAACAACUGAUAAUAAGCUUUGAAUGGUGCUAAUAAGAGUUUAGGAAUUCUCUAUAUAAAAAAUGGUUGACCUUCCUCCCCAGGUGAUGUAGUAAAUUUAGACUAUAGUUAAAUUGUUAUUAGUAGACAGUGGCGUACUCAAAAAUUUUACUUUGUAAUUCUUCUUCAAAAUUGAUUAUUUUUAUUGUGUCAGUAUGAAGAAAACCUUCAGAUCUUUGAUAUAUCAUAUUCAUUAAAAGACAUUUUCCUAUUUGUAUUGAUAAUGUAUUAAAAGUUGUUUGUGCUUAAUAAAAGGCUUCUUUUAAACAUCUUACUUAAUUUGGUGGUUAUAUCCUGUUUCCAAACAUGAGUGCCUUAUUUAAAAGGGCAUUCUUAGGAUUGUGAGGAUGAUUUAAUAUUUGUUUUUUCAUGUUGGUUGCAUGUGUUUUAGCCAGGAAAUCCAUAUGUAAGCAUGUGUAUAUAAUAAAUAAGCAUGUUUAAUUAUGAAAAAUAAUUGUGAAGAACAAUUUAGAUCUUAAAGAACUUAAAAAUAAUGGAAUACUAUUUCUAAUUGUUCCCUUCUUUAAGUUGAAAAAUGUUAUCUAAAUUAUUAACUACCCUGAAGAUACUUUGUCUUUGGGGAGGAGGGUUGGGGAAGAAGGCAUACAUAAUUACUUAAGUGUAAUCCUUUAUAUCAGAGGAAUCUUUCUGGAACAAAAACAGCAAUUGUUAAUAAAACUUAAUUUCUCAUGAUAGACUAGAAACAAAAUUCUGAAGUAGUCUAAUAAAAAUUGUACAACUCUUUUAGAAAUAAAAUUUAUAAAAUGUUAGUGCUUAUAAGUUUAUAUUAAGUUUAAAUGGUAAAAUACAUAUUUAAUUUUUGUGUUAAUUUUUAUUUCAGAAAGUGUUUUUGAAAAAGAUUAAAAAUAAUUUUUUAGUCUGUGAUCAAUACAAAAUUAUGCAAAGAAUUGUAUGCUGGUUCCUUUUCAUGUCCACAAAAAUGUUCAUGUAUCUUCCAAUGCAGAAAACCCCCUCUGAACCUGCUGGUUCUCCCAUCCUUCUUCACUGCCAGGCCUCCUGGAGAAAUUCAUGUCUGUUCCCCCUGCAUCCUCAUCUCUCACUGUUCAACACCUCGCAAUCUGUUUUUACAUAGCACUUCAGUGAAGCUGUUCUCAGUGGGCUCUCAGUUACUGAAUUGAAUGAAUGUUUCCUUUGAUCUGCAUUCCUUAUCCUUCUCUGUCUCUGCAACAUUUACACCAUUGAGCAACCUUUCCUCGUUGGUGUCUCGUCCCUUGAAGAUGUUAUCCUCAGCCAUAACUGAGUAGAGUCGCAACUCUAAGCAUACCUACUACAGCGCACGCUCAGAUUCUGUCUUCAGAAUGCUUCUGGAGGGAUCUCAUCCUUAGGGUUUCUAUUUUUAUCCCAAUGUUCUUUGUUCCAUAUCUGGUCCAAAAUUUUAGACCGUACUUUCAGCUACCUACUUGACAUUUCAGUCUAGAUGAAGUCAUCCUAUUUUUCACUUUUCUACUCUCUGAGCAAUUUUGGUUCAUUUUUUUCUAGUCAGACAUGCCAGAAAAUCUGGGGGCAAUAGCUGAUUGCUCCCUUUUUUCUUAUGCUGCCACUGCUUCUGAGAACAUUCAGGAAAAUUAUUUCUAUAUUUGAUAUCCUCUCAGUCUUUUAGGACUUAACUUUUGAGUAUAAACUUGUGAUUCUUCAUUUCAGUCCUCAUAAUGGUGCUAACCACAUGCUACAAUUGUUUAUUGAUGUCUGUGCCUGCUACACUAGAAUCUCUGUUGAGGGAAGGAAUCUUUUGGGACUCUCCUGUUCCCAGCCUUGUGCUCAUAUGUAAUAGCCGCUCAUAUGUAAUAGCCGCUCACUUUUCUGUGUGUGAAUGGUCUGUUGUAGACCUUAGUAAGAAUCCCCCCCCCCCCAUAUUAUAGAUUGAAGUGUGUUUUAAAUAUAUUUCCUAAAAUUUUGACUGACUUAUGAAUUAAUCUACUCAUAAAGAAGUCAUUUGGUAUUUUAGAUACUUAUAUAUUAAGUAAUUUAGAUAUUUAGUUACACUCAAUAUCUAUUCUACUGAAUUUCAGAGUAGUAAAAAUGUUUUUAUUAAGAUUUGCUAGAAGGGAACUGCACUAUAAGUAAUGGGAGUCUUAGUUUUAUCAUCAACUUGACUACUUAUUGUUCAGUGAGUUAAUUUUUAAUAUGCCUUAAGCUGUCCAGCCUACAGCAAGAGUAAAAUAAGGCAUCAUCUGAAAAUGUUAUUUGUAAUUUGAAUAUUUCAGAUGAACUGAAUACGCUUUGACAUAUUGUUGCUGUUCAUUUGUAAAUUUGCUGCUACUUUCUAUAUGUAUAUCUUAUGUAUACAUACUUUAUGAUUGAAAACCCAACAAUGCCCUAAUGUUUUCUUUCAUAGCAUAAUAGUUCACUUAGAGUACAUGUGAAGGAAAUGACUGCAGUCUGUUUGAAAUCACGAGUUCUGUAUACAUCAUGAAUUAAUGUUGGCCCACAAAUGAGAAAGAACCAUCAUCUCUAUAUGCCAUUAUUGGUAUAUGACACAACUUACCACAUUACUUUUGCUCAUCUCAGGGAAUUCUUGAAGUAUUAAUUGGGCUAGAUUUGUUUUUUGUUUUGCUGGGGGGAGGGGGUGUUUUCUCUUUUUACUGUAUAUGUGCUCCUCUCUAAACUCAGUAUAUAUAGUUUUGACACCUGUUCUUCACAUGUCUGGCUCUGCAGAGUUAAGAUGCAAAGAUGGUAACUUUUUUUCCAGAUAAAAUUGACUUCAUUCCAAGUCCUCAUUAUUGGUGACCUUAUUGCUAGGGUGACUCAUUGGUGAUGGUGAUGAAACUGCUCAGCCUGCCAGCCAGGAUGUUGAUGGCAGGUCUAGGCUUCAUUACUGUGUAGAAGACUGGAUCCCACUCUAACUUUAUAGGCAUUGAAAUCGGCCAGCACUCCUGAGUGUAACCUAGUGUGAAUGUGUUGUUCCAUUACCCUGUCAGUUGAAAUUGGGGUGUGUUGUUUAGUGUAUUGACUGUGGCACACCAUUUAGGGCGAACAUGAUUUUCUGAUAGGGCUGAGCAAACCAUAUUCUCUCAUGUAAACCUGUUGUAUAACCAACGGCAUGAUUGUGAGAUUAGCUGAACGUAGCUCUCUGUAUAGUCUACAGUUGGAAAAAGAACUCUUAAUUCUCUGCUACAUUGUAAGUUCCUUGCCAGAGACAUUGGCUGUUGCUCUGCACUUUUCCUAUCCUCACAGGGCCAUAGUAAAAUCCUGUGGUUCCUAAGAACUAAAAUAUGCUGUGGUUGCUAAAGUCCCCCACAUCUUGAGCUUAUUGAAAAUGGUGUGGGAAACCAACAUUAGUAAAUAUCAUCAGUAACAAGAGUUACAUGAUUGAGAUAACUGGUUAAACCUCCAAAGGAAAAAUCUCCUAGAAUUCAGAAGAUAGACUGCAACAUACCUGACUAGUUAACUUAAUUAGCAGACUUACCAGUGUUGACUUUAAGUUUUGAAACUAAAAAACUUCAGUGAGAAAUGGGAAAUAUGCUUCUGGGACGGAGGGCAAUAAAUAACCUUGAUGAGGAAAAAUUAAGUAUUGAUUUAACACUUGACAAUACGUGGCUUCGGUGUGUGCUCUAGAAAAGUCUAAGUUUAGCUAAGAAGCAUAAAUAAUGGCAAGCAUACAAAGGAUCAUAGAAGAGCCAAAGUAAGAACUGCAGUGAAUAUAACGGAAAGAGUUUGGAGUUUGAAUAUCAAAUUCUGACUUUGUCAUUUACUUGACCUUUGUAAAAAUUACCAAACUUCUCUGGGUCUGUAAAUACAAUCACAUUUUAAAAAUGUGUUGAAAACUACAAUGUUAUCCAAAGUGGAAGGAAUUAUUAUUAUAAUUUUCUUUUUAGAAUAGACAGUACAGCAUUCUUUUAAUGUUGCUUCUGUCUCAGAUGACGAGCAUGGGGUCAUGGGGGAAAUGGCACUGUCCUCACCUCUCUGAGCUCAAUUUCCCCUACAUUCAGAAUUACUAAGAGUGGAGUUGGUGAGCUCAUCAGUAAAUGACAAGACUUUUAAAUCUGACAGAUUAACUCUUUUAUGGCAGGAUGAUAGACCAGCGAGAUGGAAGACAAGUGAGGAAUAUCAUCUACUUUGAGGGUGACAGGACAUGACACAGUGCCAUUAAUAAGUAAGUAAAAGUCAUACUCAGAGUGGAUCUCAGAGAGCACCAGCCAGUGGAAACAAACGCACCAAGCUGUUAAAAGUAUCCUAAUAAUGAGGUAACAAGCGUGACUUGAGACCACUGUUAGUACUGUUACGGCUAGAGAACUUGAGCAGUGGUAAUGUGAUAGAGACUGCUAGAAAUAGGGAUGCUCUGUGAAAUACAGGGGAAUGUUUUAAGACUGAAAACGUUCAUAGAUACGAUUCUGAAUAAUGUGACUGCAGUAUUUUAAAGCAAACUUGGAGAACUUGACAACACUAGUCCGUGUGCUUCAAGGACAGCAGAGCCUGUACUAGAACAUAAAGCACUCAGAGGUCAAAGGAGAGCCAGACCUGUGACUAAAUAUUUUGAAAGCAGCAAGUAAAUUUUUAAAAGAAGAUUAUUUUUGUUAGAGAACCGUUAUGAGGCGCUAUAUAUAUAUAAAGCAUAUAUAUAUAUAACAUAUAUAUAAAACAUAUCAUACCAAUAUAGUUAUAUGCAAAUCCUUAGCAAAUAACUAAAGAUUGUUACAACCACUAAAAAGCACAGUGUUCAUGGAUUUUAAGGCAGGCAUGUGGAAAACUACUUCUGACAAAAGGCUAUUGAAGUCUAAAGCCGUUCUUAGUGAAUAUCAAGGAGUCACCUUAGAAGUAUUUACAAGUUACAUGCCUUCACUUUAGGGUGCCCCCAAAUGAGCCUCUCCUUGGAGAGACAGGAGGAUAAUUCAGAUGUCCUUCCACUCAGAAGAUAGGGGCCUAGACAAUAUGAUCAGACCUCAUAUUGUGUGUUGGAUCUACAUGCCUUUCUUUCUUUUAAUUAUUAUUGUUACUAUAGUUCUUUAUUAGUUUAGAUGUCAGGUAAAAAUUUCUGUGCUUGAUUUUUUCCCUUAGGAAUGCUUCUUCAUCUUAGCUCUUAUGUUCAUCUACACAGCCAACAAAUUUGUUGAGAAAAAAUGAUCAAUAUAGGUAAUUUUUAAAGGUGUGAGGGGAUCAAAAUGUCAACUGACAGUUUUGAGUCAGUAUAGAUUUGAGGGCUGACUAGUCACCUCACACUCUGGAAUAUCUUUUCACAAGCUCUUGAGUUUCUAAAUUGACACUGAUUGGAAGAAUCUGAUGAUUAUCUUGCUGUGAGAUCGAUACUGAAAUUCUCAGUGGCAUCAUUUGGUAAGUGUUGCACCCUGGAAUUUUUCUCCCAACAUUUUAUAAAAAUUUUCAAACAUAUAAAAAGGUUAAGAUUUUAUAAAGUAUUAAUCACCCACAUGGUAGUUAGCAUUAAUUAUGCUUGCAUGAUCACAUGUCCAUCCAUCAAUUCAUCAAAUUGCAGACAUCUUCACUACUAAUAACUUCAGUAUAUGUAUCGUUAACUAGAGCUCAGUAUAUGCUGACCACAUUUUAAAUGUAAAAUUAGCAUACAAUGAAAUGCAUAAAUCUUGAGUAUGCAUUACCUAGUUUUGGAAAAUGCAUACAGUACUACCAAAAUAUAAAAACAUUAUCAGAAAAUUCCCCUUUGGCCCUUUCUAGUCAAUCUUUGACCCCACUCCACUCUCCCAAAGGCAACCACUGUUCUUUUGUCUACCAGGAAUCCAAUUUCUCUGUUCUAGGUCUUUAUAUAAAUAGAGCCGCACAGCAUGAACUCUUUCUAGAAGCCUCUUCACUUAACAUGUUUUGGAAAUCUAUUCAUGUUGUUAGGUGUUUUAGUUCAUUCCUUUUUAUUGCUGAGUAGUAUUCCAUUGUAUGACUAUAUUGCAGUUUAUCCGUCUCCCUAUUUACGAAUAUCUGGGCUGUUUCCAGCAUUAGUAGUUAUAAAUAAAGCUGCUAUGAUUAUUCUUAAUGUAAGUCUUAUGUGAACAUAGGCUUUUAUUUCUCUUGGGUGAAUACCUAGGAUUAGAAUUUCUGUGUCAUAGGGUAGUUUUAAAAGAAACUGCUAUCCUUUUCCAAUGUGGUUAUACUGUGUCCUGGAUUUUCACUAUAUUUUGGAUGUGUAGAAAGGUGUAAACUAUUUUUAUGAUUCAUAUUUGAAAUUUUAGAAGUGGGUUUGUGAUAGAAAUGGCAUUGUUAACGGUUGGCAGUUGGUAUUCUUUGAGGAAAUACCUGUCUGCCCAAAACAGCUCCCCAAUGGGUUCCUAUGCCUGAAAUUUUAGGAUUAGUUUCACUUCUUGAAGGAUUAAAGCAUUUCUGAAGCAUGGUGAUAUAUUAGCUAGAAGAAACAGCACUGGUUUGUUUAUUUUACUAACUUUUGCCACCCGUUUUCAGUAGGUGAAAUAAGACCAAUUAAACAGAAAAGAUUAUUUCUGUUCAAUUGGGGUGGAAGGGGUAGUCAGAAAUGUGUACUACUCGUCUGUCAUGGGUACAGUAAUGUGAGAGAGCACUCUCUGGAUGGGAAGGCCCCCCAGUUGGUGGUCAAGAAACCCGAAGACGGGGUGGGAAGAAUUCUACCUCACGGUUGUAAUAAGGGAUAGCUCUGUCUUUGCAGGACAUCUUAGCCUUUACAAAUCACAUUUUCUGUGUUGUCUUUUUGUUUAGUACCGCCUAGCUGUAGUUAUUUCACACCUUAGUGACUUUCUUACUCACUGUUUUAUCCUUCCUGCCUGUUAUAUUACAUAUAGCGGUUACUUGUAUAAGCCUGUAAAAUUAUAAUCAUAUGUAUGUCUCUAAUGCUUGUGUUCAAAGAUAUUUAUGUAUGGUUCAUUCAAUCUUUCCUACUCCGUUUUUAAGGGCUGGGAUAUUUGGCCUCUACUGUAAAUCCCUAUAAUGUUCCACAUAUUGUAAAUGCAAUAAAGAUGUUAAAAACUAUUAGUAA